AUGGGAAAUCCAAAUGAUACCCUUCCAAAGCUCUCUGCUCCUGAAUCCUCUAGCACCGCAGGUUCUACGCCAGCUACUAAACAGAAUCGCGUUCAAGAGACUUUACGACAUGUCCUCUUUGUCCUAGUUGCUUCUGUGCUUGCCGGCCUGGCAACCUAUGCUUCCCGUAAAUCUGCUUAUAAACGUGCUUAUCUGACCUCAUUGCCGGAGUCCUAUGCACUAUGUGCCGAGCAUGGGAAGAUAUAUACUGUGGAUGAAGAUCGGCUGAAUGUAGACUGCAUCCUGGUCAAGGGAGAUACUAUCCAGGCUACUGGAAGCAUGGAUGAGCUCCAUACCUACUGGGAUAUGUAUCAGAACGAACUCGUCAACAAAUUCUAUGGCGGCGAGUCGAAGGCAAAGAAGCCACUUACUAUUGUAAACACUUCGAUGGGAAGCAUCGUUGUGCCUGGGUUAGCAGAUGCACACGCACAUCUCAUGUUGUACGGUGAAAAGAUGCAGCUCAACCUUGAGGGUGCAGAGACUAUAGAAGAUGUUCUUGACCGCAUUGAAGACUACGCUGCAUCGCAUCCGACUGCGUCCGAUGACUCGGAACAUUGGAUAACGGGAUUUGGGUGGGAUCAGACACGCUGGAAAGACUGGAAAGGCGGUUUUCCAACAAAAGACGAUCUGGAGUCUCGCGCACUGCUCGCUAAUCGUUCCCUUGCUCUAUCUCGAGUCGACGGCCAUGCGUUGUGGGUGUCUACACGAGCACUUGAGCUGACCAUGGCGAAUAUUCCCGGAGGAAGUUGGCCUGAUGUAGAGGGCGGUGAGGUCGUGACUGAUGAGAAGGGCGACCCUACAGGCGUAUUUCUCGAUGCAGCUAUGUCCCUUGUACCUGUUCCCCCGCCAACACAAGAUGAGAUGGAGGAACAUCUGGAAUGGGCAAUCAAUGAUGUCCUCGCGGUUGGGCUGACAAGUGUGCAUGAUGCUGCGGUCAGCAUCGAAAUGUUGAAGGUAUUCAAGCGAAUGGCAGAAGAAGGUAGACUCAAAAUAAGGGUAUAUGCGAUGGCCCACGAAGGAGAGGCGGAGUAUUGGGGAAGCCGCUUUGAGAAACUAGAAGAUUACGGCGAAGACGGCAAGCUUAACCUCCAGAGCGUCAAAUUAUUCACCGACGGAGCACUGGGUUCGUGGGGUGCUGCGCUGCUUGAGCCAUAUUCGGAUAAACCUGAGACCUGUGGAUUAAUGCGUAGCACUGAAGAAGCGUUGCGCGAGACGAUGUCUCGGUUCUGGAAUGACGGAUGGGGUGUUAACAUCCACUGCAUUGGCGACCGUGCCAACAAGGCCGUGCUAGACAUCUUCGAAGACCUCAUCCAAGACAACGUAUCACACAACAGGAGGCCACGCAUUGAGCACGCCCAGAUUAUGCAGCUGGAGGACCUGGGCAGAGCUGGAAGACUCGGGGUUAUAACAAGCGUGCAACCCACACAUGCAACGAGCGACAUGUGGUAUGCGGAGAGUCGACUUGGCCCCAGCAGGAUCAAGGGCGCGUACGCAUAUCAGACAUUUCUGAGGUCAUCACGAGACAACGUAUUGCCUCUCGGCUCCGACUUCCCGGUGGAAGGGAUAAACCCGCUCCUUACAUUUUAUGCGGCUGUCUCGCGGCUAGACGUGGAGGGAAAUAGUCCCCAUGGCUCCGGUGGCUGGUAUCCCUCGGAGAGCCUCUCCCGAGCACAGGCUCUGAAAGGAAUGACUUAUGACGCAGCGUACGCGUCCUUUGCGGAAGAGAAACUUGGUUCCUUGACUGCUGGGAAGAAGGCUGACUUUGUAGUCUUGGACAAAGACUUUAUGCAGUUGGAGACACCUUUGGCGGACAUCUUGACGACGAAGGUGAUGGCGACUGUAAUCGGCGGUCAAAUUAUGUACGGCGGGGUAUAA
Fibroporia radiculosa is the source of this 1914-nucleotide messenger RNA. RefSeq lists its product as uncharacterized. NCBI's taxonomy places the organism in Eukaryota, Fungi, Basidiomycota, Agaricomycetes, Polyporales, Fibroporiaceae. The transcript has 15 exons. Gene Ontology annotation, molecular function: hydrolase activity, acting on carbon-nitrogen (but not peptide) bonds. The coding region runs from base 1 to 1914 and encodes 637 amino acids. The record is from RefSeq and is a predicted model, not a curated record.